Messenger RNA from Cyprinodon variegatus (sheepshead minnow), 520 nucleotides. RefSeq names its product hemoglobin subunit beta-A-like. The coding region runs from base 46 to 492 and encodes 148 amino acids. The record is from RefSeq and is a predicted model, not a curated record. Gene Ontology annotation, biological process: hydrogen peroxide catabolic process; oxygen transport. The transcript has 3 exons. Gene Ontology annotation, cellular component: haptoglobin-hemoglobin complex; hemoglobin complex; blood microparticle. Gene Ontology annotation, molecular function: heme binding; haptoglobin binding; oxygen binding. Lineage: Eukaryota; Metazoa; Chordata; Actinopteri; Cyprinodontiformes; Cyprinodontidae.
UAAUUUAUUCUCUGUGGACUAAAGAAAAAUACUUAAUACAUCACCAUGGUCGAGUGGACAGAUGCUGAGCGCAAGGCCAUCUCAACUCUGUGGGGGCAGAUCGAUGUGGGGGAGAUCGGACCCCAAGCUCUGAUUAGGCUUCUGGUUGUGUACCCCUGGACUCAGAGACAUUUUGGAUCUUUUGGUAACCUGUCCACCUACGCUUCCAUCGUUGGAAAUGCCAAAGUGGCUCAACAUGGAAAAACUGUGAUGGGUGGACUGGAAACAGCUGUGAAGAAUUUGGACAACAUCAAGCAGGCCUAUGCCAAGUUGAGUGUUAUGCACUCUGAGAAGCUCCAUGUAGAUCCCGAUAACUUCAGGACUCUUGCUGAAUGCAUCUCAGUGGUUGUGGCUGCUAAGUUUGGCCCCAGCGUUUUCACCCCUGGAUUCCAGGAGGCCUGGCAAAAGUUCCUGGCUGUGGUGGUCGCUGCCCUGGGCAAACAGUACCACUGAGGAAAUAUAAAUUACGCAACAGUCUUUG